Molecule: messenger RNA, 2098 nt
Organism: Lactuca saligna
Lineage: Eukaryota; Viridiplantae; Streptophyta; Magnoliopsida; Asterales; Asteraceae
Source: the annotation of a GenBank genome assembly
AUGAUCCUGGCUGGAUCCGGGCUGGGAGAGGGGCGCCCAUUCCUAACCACUUUCGAAAAGGUUCGCUCAUGCUGGAGGGAGAGAAAGGUUUGGAACCCUAGUUUUGGAGUUUUCGCCCGGUUAGCCACCGGAGGCAAGCGAUCGACAUGCCCCAGGUUUGAAGAAUUCGAUGACAGGCCUUCGCUGCAAAAGAUCCCGGAAUUGGUCGAUUCGGAAUCGGCUGGAUUGGAGGAAUCCGGAGCCACAAGGAUCUUCAACGGGUUCGAAAGUCUUUUGAUUCCAGGCGGCCCAAGAAGGCCCCACUUUCUAUGGCUGCUGCAUCCAAUAUUGAAUCUCCUUUUCUCUCACAUCAAAUCUCCACCGUCCAUUCUUUACGCCCACAGCAGAAUCUCACACGUCAAACCGCACUAUAUAACCGUUCUUCCUCCAUUUUGCCGCUUCAAAAUUCUUUCGUCGGAUUCAUAUUCAACCGUCAACACCACAUCUCCUCCUUCUCCGCCGCCGUCGAACUCCGAGGAAUUCUAUAUUGUGAGCACAAUGACCGAUCAGAAUCAACAUACAGCCGUUAUUAGUAAAGUAGCUAGCCGAUUACACUUCUCCCAAGAUGUUCGAACUCAUUAUAGUGUUUUUCAAACCCCUGCUGCAACUCAGAGACAAAUCACAUAUGGAAAUUGCUCAACUCCAGGGUUGCAGUCAUUGGUAGCUGCAAAUCCUUCUCCAGUUUUUGUUCAAGCUCCAUCUGAAAAAGGUAUGGCCGGAUUCGCGAUCGAUUUUCUCAUGGGUGGAGUUUCAGCAGCCGUGUCCAAAUCAGCAGCUGCUCCAAUUGAGCGUGUGAAGCUUUUGGUCCAAAACCAAGAUGAAAUGAUCAAAUCCGGUCGUCUCUCCGAACCCUACAAAGGCAUCGGAGAUUGUUUCUCAAGAACAAUCAAGGACGAAGGAGUCAUGUCGUUAUGGAGAGGAAACACCGUUAAUGUCAUCCGUUACUUCCCAACUCAAGCUCUUAACUUUGCAUUCAAGGACCAUUUCAAGAGGAUGUUCAACUUCAAGAAAGACCGCGACGGAUACUGGAAAUGGUUCGCCGGAAACCUCGCCUCCGGUGGCGCCGCCGGCGCGUCGUCUCAGAUCUUCGUUUACUCUUUGGAUUAUGCCAGAACUCGUUUAGCAAAUGAUGCUAAAGCUGCAAAGAAAGGAGGAGAGAGACAAUUCAAUGGGUUAAUUGAUGUGUACAGGAAAACCAUUGCAACCGAUGGAAUUGCAGGGUUAUAUCGUGGAUUCAACAUUUCAAUUGUUGGAAUCAUCGUGUAUCGUGGUUUGUAUUUUGGAAUGUACGACUCGUUGAAGCCCGUUCUUCUCACCGGAUCUUUGCAGGAUAGUUUUUUUGCAAGCUUUGGGCUUGGUUGGGUGAUCACAAUCGGUGCUGGUCUUGCAUCGUACCCAAUUGACACUGUUCGCAGAAGAAUGAUGAUGACAUCAGGUGAAGCGGUUAAAUACAAGAGCUCUUUGGAUGCAUUUUCUCAAAUUAUAAAGAAAGAAGGUUCAAAAUCAUUGUUCAAGGGAGCGGGAGCAAAUAUCCUGCGAGCUGUUGCUGGUGCUGGUGUUCUUGCCGGUUAUGAUAAGCUUCAGGUUAUUGUUUUCGGUAAGAAGUAUGGCUCAGGAGGGGCUUAAUUCAAGAUUAGUGUUAUGUUAUUGUUGGAUAGUGAUGAAAUUUUUUAGUGGGUUUCGAAUAAAAAAAUUUGGUUUUGGAUGGGAAUUUGAGUAGUUCCUGAAAAAAAAUAAUUAAGAGGUUAUUUUAGUAUGGUUUUGUUGUAUACCAUUGAUCAUCAUUCAAUUUUGUAUUUGUUUGUAUAAAAUGUUUAAAUUGUUAUGAAAUAUUAGUUUGUGAAUGACCAUUGGAUUCUCCAUUUCUCCCAUAACUCCCCAUCAUUAUUUAGCAUUAGUAACAACCAUUUCAAUGUGUUUUAUGAAUGUAAUAAUACACCAUCAUAAUGUGCAUUCAUAUUAUAGCUCAUCUUUCAUCUUAUUUGGAUAGUAUAAAUAGUGAGCCAUAUGUAUUAGACACUUGAUGAUUUCAUCACAAGUAUUGAAAUAAAAGUUCUCU